AUGGCUACGGGUGUGGCCUAUGAUGAUUGGUCUCGAUGCUGCGUCUCGUCUUCUCCGAUACACAUAUACAUAUGUGAAGACGAAAGUGACACAGGUGAUGAGCAAGCAAGAGAGAUGAGGAACAAGGUGAUGAAGCUGAUGGUGGUGAACGACAAGCCUGAAAACUUCUUUCAGGUUUUCACUUUGACGGCUAGAAUUCAUGCUCAAGUUGAAGAAGACUUGAUGAAGAAACACCUAACUGUUCUAAAAGAAGGUGAAGCUGUGAGCGUCAAUACUUUCCAGUUGAAGGACUAUCUUGGGGAAUUUAGGACCAAUCCUUAUCCUUAUAAGAUUACAUUCUUCAGAACAACUAAGGUGAAAGCAGCUGAUGAUUUUCUCGAGUAUUAUCCCAUAAAAACAAAGGGGAAGGAUAACUCAAAGCUUGACAUUAUUCUACGAGAUACAAUGAAUGUUCAUCUGACAUGUACUUUCUGGAGUGACUUUGCGAAGAAAGUGAUGGACUAUACUAAAGAGAACAAUACCACCAUUGUUAUCUGUGUGAUUAAGUUUGCAUGUAUCAAGGAGUACAAAGGUAAUAUCUCUAUAUCAAAUGCGUUCAACUCAACGCAAAUCUUUCUCAAUCCAGAAACUGCCGAAGUGAAAACGUUUACAGCCAUGUUAUCAGGCGACAAUCAAUUGGUCACACAUAGUGACAGCAAAGUGUCAUUUGGAUCUGCAGUUUCACUUCAUGAUGAGAUGCUGGUGAUAAAUCCGAGGAAAACAAUUUCAGGAAUUCUUGAUUCAAGAUCGGUUGGAACCUGUGUGGUUGUAGCCAAAAUCGAUUAUGUUGAUUUGUCAAAAAAAUGGUACUAUGUUGCAUGCGAUGCAAAAAGAAAGUUCAACCAUAUGGAGAUGAUUCUGAUGAUGAGGAUGAUUGUCUUCAACACAAACCUCGAUACAACUGCCCAAAACACAAUGACAUCGAAGAUUUAUUUCUUGAUUCUGCGUGUCUCUGAUGAAUCAGCAUCAAUAACAAAGUUUCUUUUGUUUGACGAAACUGCAAAUAAACUCAUUGCGAGGCCCGCUUUAGAGUUAGUUGAAGAGGCUGCAGAGUCACCUAUUGUGAAGUUUUCUGAUCACGAGUGGGAAGCAGCAGAGGAAUUUUCAAGAACGCCUUCAUCCAAAAGAAGAGAAGAAACUUCGUGUUUGAUGUCAGUUGAGGAUCAGGGUUCUUCAACCAAAAAGCAGAAGAUGAUGCAAGUGAAAGUUGAGCAGCGGAAAGACGCAGGAGUAGCGUAUAUAUUGGGAAAGUCUUACGCAAAGGCGAAGCAAUCUUCUUCCGUGUUGAAGAAGUUAGCGGUGAAUGUUAUGUUUGCGUUUAUGAACACGAAUUGCAGAGGAACAGAUGUUGUGGUUAAUCUUCCUCAUACUUCUCUGCUUCAAAUUGGGAUGGUUUAUUACGUCUGA
Brassica rapa (field mustard) is the source of this 1446-nucleotide messenger RNA. RefSeq lists its product as uncharacterized. The record is from RefSeq and is a predicted model, not a curated record. Gene Ontology annotation, biological process: potassium ion transmembrane transport. Gene Ontology annotation, cellular component: membrane. NCBI's taxonomy places the organism in Eukaryota, Viridiplantae, Streptophyta, Magnoliopsida, Brassicales, Brassicaceae. Gene Ontology annotation, molecular function: potassium ion transmembrane transporter activity.